This is a messenger RNA of Urocitellus parryii (Arctic ground squirrel), 14283 nucleotides long. The record is from RefSeq and is a predicted model, not a curated record. NCBI's taxonomy places the organism in Eukaryota, Metazoa, Chordata, Mammalia, Rodentia, Sciuridae.
AUGACCAAUGCCUGUGAGAGGAAAGAGAAAAAGGAUGGGCAGAAGAAGAACUUGAACUGGGACAAGGCCUUGGGCAACACUGCAGAAGUCCUGGAGCAAGAGUUGCCUAUUAAAGAGAUCUGUUUCAGGCCCAGUUUCCUGGUCUGUCCAGUGGAUAUUAGUCAUUUCUACCUCACAGGUUCCCGGGACUAUUUAAAGGACAUCGUGUGCAAGGUCCUGGCACUUGAAUGUGACAGUGGGCAUUUUCGCUGUGGAAAUGGGCACUGUAUCCCUGAAGCCUGGAGGUGUGAUGGUACCGGGGACUGUUCGGACGACACAGAUGAAGCUGGCUGCCCUCGUCAGUCCUGCCAGUCGGGUAAUUUCCAGUGUGAGAGUGAAGGAAACUGCAUCCCCCAUAUCUGGGUGUGUGACAAUGAGGAGGACUGCUCGGAUGGCUCAGAUGAACAUCAGCAUUGCCCUGGGAGGACAUGCUCAAGCCAUCAGUUGACGUGCUCCAACGGUGAGUGUGUUCCAAGGGAAUACCUGUGCGACCAUGUCAGAGACUGCUCAGAUGGAACUGACGAGAGAGACUGCCAAUAUCCAGUAUGUGAGCAGCUUACUUGUGCUAAUGGAGCCUGCUAUAACACGAGUCAGAAGUGUGAUUCGAAAGUUGAUUGCAGGGACUCUUCUGAUGAAGCCAACUGCACUGAGACAUGCUUGCGUGACGAAUUUCAGUGUGGCAAUGGAGAGUGUAUCCCUCGCGCCUAUGUCUGUGACCAUGACCACGACUGUGAAGACAGCAGUGAUGAACAUAAUUGCAACUAUCAGACCUGUGGUGGCCACCAGUUCACCUGCCCCAAUGGCCAGUGCAUUCAUCAAAACUGGGUUUGUGACGGACAGGAUGACUGUCAAGGCUUUGCAGAUGAAGAUGGCUGUGAGAGCAAUCGUCGUCAUCAUGUGUGUUACCCAAGAGAAUGGGCUUGCCCAGAGUCUGGACUAUGCAUCUCAAUAUUUCAAGUUUGUGAUGGGAAUUUAGAUUGUCCGGGAGGAGAAGAUGAAAACAGUACCACUAAUAGACACUUUUGUAGUAUGAGCAUGUGCCCUCUCCUAAACUGUGAGUAUCAAUGCCACAAGACACCAUAUGGAGGAGAUUGUUUUUGCCCUCCGUCUUUUAUCAUCAACCAAAAUGACAGUCGCACCUGUGUUGAUUUUGAUGAUUGCCAGAUAUGGGGCAUUUGUGACCAGAAGUGUGAAAACCGAAUGGGCCAUCAUGUGUGCCACUGUGAAGAAGGGUAUAUACUGGAGCGUGGAAACCAUUGCAAAGCUAAUGAUUCCUCUGGUGAGGCCUCCAUUAUCUUCUCUAAUGGUCGGGAUUUGCUAAUUGGUGAUAUUCAAGGAAGAAGCUUCCAGAUUCUGGUGGAGUCUCAAAAUCGUGGAGUGGCCGUGGGUGUGGAUUUUCACCAUCACCUACGGAGAGUUUUUUGGACAGACACCGUUCGAGAUAAGGUUUUUUCAGUUGACAUCAAUGGUUUAAAUAUCCAAGAAGUUCUCAAUGUUUCUGUUGACACUCCAGAAAAUCUGGCUGUGGACUGGAUUAAUAAUAAACUUUAUGUGGUGGAGACCAGGGUUAAUCGCAUAGAUAUGACAGAUUUGGAUGGAAGCCACAGGGUUACCCUUAUAACUGAAAAUUUGGGGCAUCCUAGAGGAAUCGCUCUGGACCCAACUGUUGGUUACCUAUUUUUCUCAGAUUGGGCGAGCCUUUCUGGGGAACCUAAGUUGGAAAGGGCUUUCAUGGAUGGCAGCAUCCGGAAAGACUUGGUGAAGACAAAGCUGGGAUGGCCUGCUGGCAUCACCCUGGAUUUGACAGCCAAGCGUGUGUAUUGGGUGGACUCGCGGUUCGACUACAUUGAAACUGUAACUUAUGAUGGACUUCAAAGGAAGACCGUAGUUCAUGGAGGCUCCAUCAUCCCUCAUCCCUUUGGAAUAAGCUUGUUUGAGGACCAAGUGUUCUUCACUGACUGGACCAAGAUGGCUGUAAUGAAGGCAAACAAGUUCACAGACAGCAGCCCACAGGUGUACCAUCAGUCUUCUCUGAGGCCCUAUGGGGUGACUGUUUACCACGCCCUCAGGCAGCCCACUGCUAGCAACCCAUGUGGAGAUAACAAAGGGGGCUGUGAGCAUGUCUGCGUCCUCAGCCACAGAACCGAUAACGACGGUUUGGGUUACCGUUGCAAGUGCUUAUUUGGCUUUGAGCUGGAUCGGGAUGAGCGCCGCUGUGUUGCUAUUAAGAACUUCUUGAUCUUUUCAUCUGAACUGGCUGUGCGUGGGAUCCCAUUCACCCCCUCCACCCAGGAGGAUGUCAUGGUUCCAGUGACGGGGAAUCCUUCUUUUUUUCUUGGGAUUGAUUUUGAUGCCCAGGAGAGUUCAAUCUUUUUUUCAGAUACAUCAAAAGAUAUGAUUUAUAAGCAAAAGAUUGAUGGCACAGGAAGAGAAAUUCUCACAGCAAAUAGGGUGGAAAAUGUUGAAAGUCUGACUUUUGACUGGAUUUCUAAGAAUCUCUACUGGACAGACCCUUCUUAUCAGACUGUUAGUGUCAUGAAGCUUGCUGAUAAAUCCAGACGGGAAAUCAUUGAGAAUUUAAAUAAUCCCCGGUCAAUUGUGGUUCAUCCUCUUGCUGGGUAUGUAUUCUUCUCUGAUUGGUUCCGUCCUGCAAAAAUUUUGAGAGCAUGGACUGAUGGAUCUCACCUUGAGCCUAUAGUGAAUACCACUCUUGGAUGGCCCAAUGGAUUGGCCAUCGAUUGGGGUGCUUCACGAUUAUACUGGGUAGAUGCCUUUUUUGAUAAAAUUGAGCACAGCACCUUUGAUGGCUUAGAUAGAAGAACUCUGGGCCAUAUCGAGCAGAUGACACAUCCAUUUGGACUUACUGUCUUUAAAGAAGAAACAUACUUUAAAACUGAUAUCAUUGAUAAGAAAUUCUGUGGUCCUAUAGAGAGGUAUGUAUUCUUCUCUGAUUGGUUCCGUCCUGCAAAAAUUUUGAGAGCAUGGACUGAUGGAUCUCACCUUGAGCCUAUAGUGAAUACCACUCUUGGAUGGCCCAAUGGAUUGGCCAUCGAUUGGGGUGCUUCACGAUUAUACUGGGUAGAUGCCUUUUUUGAUAAAAUUGAGCACAGCACCUUUGAUGGCUUAGAUAGAAGAACUCUGGGCCAUAUCGAGCAGAUGACACAUCCAUUUGGACUUACUGUCUUUAAAGGAUCUAACUACUGCAGUCAACCCAGCCACCCCAAUGGCGAUUGCAGCCACUUCUGCUUCCCAGUGCCAAAUUUCCAGCGGGUAUGUGGGUGCCCCUAUGGAAUGAAGCUGACUUCCAAUCACUUGAAUUGCGAGGGAGACCCGGUCCGUGAACCACCCACUGAGCAGUGUGGCUCUUUUUCCUUCUCCUGCAACAAUGGCCGAUGUGUGCCCAGUUACUACCGCUGUGAUGGAGUUGACGACUGUCAUGAUAACAGUGACGAGCAUCUGUGUGGUGCAUCUAAUAACACCUGUUCGCCUACGGCAUUCACCUGUGCUCAUGGAGGAGAGUGCAUCCCUGCACACUGGCGCUGUGACAAGCAAAAUGACUGUGUGGAUGGCAGUGAUGAGCAAAACUGUCCCACCCGCGCACCUGCUUCCUGCUCAGGGUCCUACUUCACCUGUGAUAAUAAUCUUUGUAUCCCAAGGAACUGGGUCUGCGACACAGACAAUGACUGUGGGGAUGGAUCUGACGAGAAGCACUGCCAAACUUCCGGAACAUGCCAACCUAGUCAGUUUCGUUGCCCCAACCAUCGGUGUAUUGACCCGUCUUUUGUCUGUGAUGGGGACAAGGACUGUAUUGAUGGGUCUGAUGAGGUCGACUGUGUAUUAAACUGUACUGCUUCUCAAUUCAAGUGUGCUGAUGGGAGUAAAUGUAUUAGCAACAGUUACCGUUGCGAUGGUGUUUUUGACUGCAGCGAUAACUCUGAUGAGGCAGGCUGUCCAACCAGGCCUCCUGGUAUGUGCCACUCAGAUGAAUUUCAGUGCCAAGGAGAUGGUACCUGCAUUCCAGACACCUGGGAGUGUGAUGGGCAUCCAGACUGCACCCAAGGGUCUGAUGAGCACCGAGGCUGUGUCACCAAAACCUGCUCUCCGUCUCAUUUCCUCUGUAACAACGGAAACUGCAUUUACAAAGAGUGGGUCUGCGACGGGGACAAUGACUGCAGGGAUAUGAGUGAUGAGAAGGACUGCCCUGCUGAGGCCUUUCACUGUCCUAGCUGGCAGUGGGAGUGUCCUGGCUAUAGCAUCUGUGUGAAUCUGAGUGCACUGUGUGAUGACAUCUUUGACUGCCCCAAUGGGACAGAUGAGUCCCCACUUUGCAACGAGGACACCUGCUCGCAUUUCAAUGGUGGUUGUACUCAUGAGUGUAUUCAAGGGCCUUUUGGGGCUAAAUGCAUCUGCCCAUUGGGGUACCAACUUGCCAAUGAUAGUAAAACCUGUGAGGACAUAGAUGAAUGUGACAUUCCAGGCUUUUGUAGCCAACACUGUUACAAUACGAGAGGUUCUUUCCGGUGCUCUUGUGAUAAAGAAUACAUGUUAGAAGAGGACGGGAGGACUUGCAAAGUUACAGCAUCCGAAAGUCUGCUGUUGCUGGUGGCAAGUCAGAACAAAAUUAUUGCUGACAAUAUCACCUCCCAGUUCCACAAUAUCUAUGCAUUGAUCCAGGAUGGUUCUCAUAUUGUAGCUCUUGAUUUUGAUUCAGUCAGUGGUCGUAUCUUUUGGUCUGACUCAAGUCAGGGCAAAACCUGGAGUGCAUUUCAAAAUGGAACAGACAAGAGAGUAGUGCACAACAGCGGCGUCAGCAUGACUGAGUCUAUUGCGGUAGAUUGGAUAGGUCGGAAUCUUUACUGGACAGACUAUGCUCUAGAAACCAUUGAAGUCUCUAAAAUUGAUGGGAGCCACAGGAUGGUACUGAUCAGCAAAAAUGUAACAAAUCCAAGGGGACUUGCAUUAGACCCCAGAAUGAAUGACCAUCUAAUGUUCUGGUCCGACUGGGGCCAUCACCCUCGCAUCGAGCGUGCUAGCAUGGACGGCAGCUUGCGCACGGUCAUUGUCCAGGACAAGAUUUACUGGCCCUGUGGCUUAACUAUUGACUACCCCAACAGACUGCUCUACUUCAUGGAUGCCUAUCUUGAUUACAUAGACUUUUGUGAUUAUAAUGGGCAAAAUCGGAGGCAGGUGGUAGCCAGUGAUUUGGUGCUGCGGCAUCCCUACACCCUGACCCUCUUUGAAGAAUCCGUGUACUGGACGGACCGUGCUACUCGCAAUGUCGUUCAGGCCAACAAAUGGCAUGGGGGAAACCAGUCAAUUAUAAUGUAUAAUAUCUUCCGGCCCCUGGGGAUCGUCGCGGUUCAUCCUGCAAAACAACCAGAUUCUGUGAAUCCGUGUGCCUCUGCCCCCUGCAGCCACCUGUGCCUGCUUUCCUCACAGGGGCCUAAGUUUUACUCCUGUGCUUGUCCUUCGGGGUGGAAUCUCUCCCGGGAUUCUGUGAAUUGUGUGAAAGAUGACCAACCUUUCUUGAUAACUGUAAGAAACCAUGUGAUUUUUGGCAUUUCCCUUAAUCCUGAGGUGAAGAGCAAUGAUGCUAUGGUGCCCAUAGCCGGCAUACACAAUGGUUUUGAAGUUGAAUUUGAUGACUCAGAACAAUUCAUCUAUUGGGUUGAGAAUCCAGGUGAAAUUCACAGAGUGAAGACAGAUGGCACCAAUAGGACGCUGUUCUCUCCUCUGUCUCAGCUGGGGGACUCGAUGAGCUUGGCCUUAGAUUGGUUAUCCAGAAAUAUUUAUUACACAACUCCUGGAAGUCAGUCCAUCGAGGUGUUGACACUCCGGGGAAACACCAGAUACAGAAAAACACUGAUCACCAAUGAUGGCACAGCUCUUGGAGUAGGUGUUCCAAUAGGCAUAACUGUUGAUCCUGCCCGUGGGAAACUGUACUGGUCAGAUCAAGGAACGGACAGUGGGGUUCCUGCCAAGAUUGCAAGUGCUAACAUGGAUGGUACAUCUUUAAAAAUUCUCUUCACUGGGAACCUUGAACACCUGGAGGUUAUCACCCUUGACAUCAAGGAGCAGAAACUCUACUGGGGAGUCACCAGCAGAGGAGUGAUUGAAAGAGGAAAUGUGGACGGUACAGAGCGAAUGAUCCUGGUGCACCAUCUUUCCCACCCAUGGGGAAUUGCAGUCUUUGAUUCCUUCCUAUAUUAUACUGAUGAACAGUAUGAGGUCAUCGAAAGAGUUGACAAGGCCUCUGGGGCCAACAAAGUAGUCUUGAGAGAGAAUGUUCCAAAUCUGAGGGGUCUUCAAGUUUAUCAUAGACGCAACAUUGCUGGAUCCUCAAAUGGCUGUAGCAACAAUGUGAAUGCUUGUCAGCAGAUUUGCCUGCCUGUACCAGGAGGGCUGUUCUCCUGCGCCUGUGCCACUGGAUUUAAACUCAAUCCUGAUAAUCGGACCUGUUCUCCGUAUAACUCUUUCAUUGUUGUUUCGAUGCUGUAUGCAAUCAGAGGCUUUAGCUUGGAAUUGUCAGAUCAUUCAGAGGCCAUGGUGCCAGUGGCCGGCCCAGGGCGAAAUGUGCUACAUGUGGAUGUCCAUGUGGCCUCUGGCUUUAUUUACUGGUGUGAUUAUAGCAGCUCUGUGGCAUCUUACAAUGCAAUCCGUAGAAUCAAACCAGAUGGGUCUUCUUUCACAAACAUCGUUACAUAUGGGAUAGGAGGAAAUGGAAUUCGUGGCAUUGCAGUGGAUUGGGUGGCAGGAAAUCUUUACUUCACCAAUGCCUUUGCGUUUGAAACACUGAUAGAAGUGCUGCGGAUCAAUACCACCUACCGCCGUGUUCUCCUGAAAACCACAGUAGAUAUGCCUAGGCACAUUGUCGUAGACCCCAAGAACAGAUAUCUCUUCUGGGCCGACUAUGGGCAGAAACCGAAGAUUGAACGCUCUUUUCUUGACUGUACCAAUCGAACUGUACUUGUCUCAGAGGGCAUUGUCACACCACGGGGCUUGGCAGUGGACCACAGCAAUGGCUUUAUUUAUUGGGUUGAUGAUUCCUUAGACAUAAUUGCAAGGAUCCCUCUUCACGGAGGGGAAUCUGAAGUGGUUCGUUAUGGCAAUCGAUACCCAACUCCUUAUGGCAUCACUGUUUUUGGAAAUUCUAUCAUAUGGGUAGAUAGGAAUUUGAAAAAAAUCUUCCAAGCCAGCAAGGAACCAGAGAACAAUGAGUCAGUCACAGUAAUAAGAGAUGAUAUCAACUGGCUGAGAGAUGUGACCAUCUUUGAUGAACGUGUCCAGCCCCGGACACCAGCAGAGGUCAACAACAACCCUUGCUUGGAAAAUAAUGGUGGGUGCUCUCAUUUCUGCUUUGCUAUACCUGGUUUGCAUACUCCAAAAUGUGGCUGUGCCUUUGGGACCUUGGAACAUGAUGGCAAGAGCUGUGCCAUUUCAACAGAAAACUUCCUCAUCUUUGCCUUGGAUAAUUCUUUGAGAAGUUUACACUUUGACCCUGAAGACCAUAGUCCACCUUUCCAAAGCAUAAAUGUGGAAAAAAAUGCCAUUGCUGUGGACUAUGACAGCAUAAAUAAUAGAAUCUACUUCACACAAAAUGUAGAUUCUGAACGUGGACAGAUUUCCUAUGUCAGCCUGUAUUCUGGGAUCCAUACUCCAACUGUCGUUGCUUCGGAUGUAGGGAUUGCUGAUGGCAUUGCCUUUGAUUGGAUCAAUAGAAGAAUUUACUACAGUGACUACCACAACCAGACCAUUAGUUCCAUGGCUGAAGAUGGAUCUCAGCGUACCGUGAUAGCCCGCGUUUCAAAACCAAGAGCCAUUGUGUUAGAUCCUUGCAGAGGGUACAUGUAUUGGACUGACUGGGGCACUAAUGCCAAAAUCGAGAGAGCCACACUUGCAGGAAACUUCCGGGUCCCCAUUGUGAACACCAGUCUGGUUUGGCCCAAUGGACUCACUCUGGACUAUGAGACAGACCUUCUGUAUUGGGCGGAUGCUAGUCUGCAGAAGAUUGAGCGCAGCACUCUCACUGGCAUGGCCCGGGAAGUCAUUGUCAGCACAGCCUUUCAUUCUUUCGGCUUGACUCUCUAUGGCCAGUAUAUUUACUGGACAGACUUCUACACAAGAAGAAUUUACCGAGCUAACAAAUAUGAUGGGUCAGAUCUGAUGGCCAUGACUCCAAGUUUGCCUGUUCAGCCUAAGGGUAUUUGCACUGUUAGGAAAAAUGAACAACAGCAGUGUAGCAAUCCUUGUGAUCAGUUUAAUGGAGGCUGCAGCCACAUCUGUGUGCCAGGUCCAAAUGGAGCUGAGUGCCAGUGUCCACAUGAGGGUCAAUGGUAUCUGGCCAAUAAUAAUAAACACUGUAUUGUGGACACUGGGGCCCGGUGUAAUGCAUCCUAUUUCACCUGCUUCACUGGGCACUGCAUCUCAGAGCAGUGGAAAUGUGAUAAUGAGGAUGACUGUGGCGAUGGCAGUGAUGAGCUGGAAAACGUCUGUGCAUUUCACACCUGUCUGCCUACGGCUUUCACCUGUGACAACGGRCGAUGUGUCCAAUAUAGCUAUCGCUGUGAUUUCUACAAUGACUGUGGGGACAACAGUGAUGAGGCCGGGUGUCUGUACAGGAAAUGUGAUAACACCACGGAGUUUACCUGCGGUAAUGGGAGGUGCAUACCCAUCGAGUUUGUCUGCAAUGGCAUAAAUAACUGCCAUGAUAACAGCACUUCAGAUGAGAUAAAUUGCCCUGAUCGCACUUGCCAGUCUGGAUACACAAAAUGUCAGAGUACAAACAUUUGUAUUCCUCGAAUGUACUUGUGUGAUGGCGACAAUGACUGUGGAGAUAUGAGCGAUGAAAACCCUACUUAUUGCACCACUCACACGUGCACCAGUAGUGAGUUCCAGUGCACAUCUCCCCCGCGCUGUAUUCCAUCACACUGGCACUGUGAUGAAGAGAUUGAUUGCCUCGAUGGCUCCGAUGAACCUGCCUCUUGUGCACACCAUGAGCGAACGUGCUCAAGUCAAGAGUUCAAAUGUGAUGGUGGCAGGUGCAUCCCAAAAGAAUGGAUUUGUGAUGGUGACAAUGACUGUGGGGACAUGAGUGAUGAAGAUGAGAGACACCAAUGUGAGGCUCAAAACUGCUCAAGUUCCGAGUUUUUCUGUGUAAAUAGCAGACCUCCAGCCAGGAAAUGCAUUCCCCAGUCCUGGGUCUGUGAUGGUGAUGCGGAUUGUGCUGAUGCCUUUGAUGAGCAUCAGAACUGCACCAGGAGAUCUUGCUCUGGAGAUGAAUUCACCUGCAGUAACGGACUGUGCAUCCGAUCAACAUACAGGUGUGACCGGCGCAAUGACUGUGGUGACUAUAGUGAUGAGAGGGGCUGCUCCUACCCCACCUGCAGUAAGAGUGAGUUUACCUGUCAGAAUGGGCGCUGCAUUAAUGAGGACUUUGUCUGUGAUGAGGAGAACGACUGUGGGGACAACUCUGAUGAGCUGGAGCACCUGUGCCACACCCCAGAAGCCACAUGCCCGCCUCAUCAGUUCAAAUGUGACAAUGGGCGCUGCCUCGAGAUGGUGAAAGUCUGCAACCACCUGGAUGACUGUUCCGACAACAGUGAUGAGAAAGGCUGUGGCAUUAAUGAGUGCCAGGAUCCUUCCAUCAGUGGCUGUGACCACAACUGCACAGAUACCCUCACCAGUUUCUAUUGCUCUUGUCAUCCUGGCUACAAGCUUAUGUCUGACAAGCGGACUUGUGUUGAUGUUGAUGAGUGCAAGGAGACGCCCUAUGUCUGCAGCCAGAAGUGUGAGAACGAGAUAGGCUCCUACAUCUGCAAGUGUGCCCCAGGCUACAUCCGUGAGCCAGAUGGGAAGACCUGCCGGCAGAACAGUAACAUUGAACCCUAUCUCAUUUUUAGCAACCGUUACUACUUGAGAAAUUUAACUGUAGAUGGCUAUUCUUACUCGCUCAUUUUACAAGGACUGGGCAAUGUUGUGGCACUGGAUUUUGACAGAGUAGAAAAGAGAUUGUACUGGAUUGAUAGAGAGAGGCAAGUCAUCGAGAGGAUGUUUCUGAACAAGACAAACAGGGAGACAAUCAUAAGCCACAGACUACCAGCUGCAGAAAGUCUGGCUGUUGACUGGGUUGCCAGGAAGCUUUACUGGGUGGAUGCCCACCUAGAUAGCCUCUUCGUCUCCGACCUGGAAGGUCGAUACCGCCGCACCCUGGCCCAGCACUGUGUGGAUGCCAACAACACCUUCUGCUUUGAUAAUCCCAGAGGAAUUGUCCUUCACCCUCAAUAUGGGCAUGUCUACUGGGCAGACUGGGCUUACCGUGCGUACAUUGGGAGAAUGGGCAUGGAUGGAUCCAAUAAGUCUGUGAUUAUCUCUACCAAGUUAGAGUGGCCCAAUGCCAUCACCAUCGAUUACACCAACGAUCUCCUGUACUGGGCAGAUGCUCACCUGGGUUACAUUGAGUACUCAGAUUUGGAGGGUCGCCAUCGUCACACAGUGUAUGACGGGACGCUGCCUCACCCCUUUGCUAUUACCGUUUUUGAAGACACUAUUUACUGGACAGACUGGAAUACAAGGACAGUUGAAAAGGGAAACAAAUAUGAUGGAUCAGAUAGGAAGGUGCUGGUGAACACCACACACAGGCCCUUUGACAUCCAUGUGUACCAUCCGUACCGGCAGCCGAUCGUGAACAAUCCCUGUGGUACCAACAAUGGUGGCUGCUCUCAUCUCUGCCUCAUCAAGGCAGGAGGAGGAGGAUUCACCUGUCAGUGUCCAGAUGACUUCCAGUCCCUUCAGCUGAGUGGCAGAACCAUCUGCCUGCCCAUGUGCUCCAGCACCCAGUUCCUGUGUGCUAAUGGUGAAAAGUGUAUUCCUAUUUGGUGGAAAUGUGACGGACAGAAAGACUGCACUGACGGUUCUGAUGAAUCUGCUCUGUGCCCACAUCGCUUCUGCCGGCUCGGACAGUUCCAGUGCAAGGAUGGCAACUGCACCAGCCCCCAGUCCUUGUGCAAUGCUCACCGGGAUUGCUCUGAUGGGUCUGACGAAGACCAGGUUCUUUGUGAGAACCACCGGUGCGAAUCCAAUGAAUGGCAGUGUGCCAACAAACGCUGCAUCCCAGAGGCCUGGCAGUGCGACUCAGUGAACGACUGUGGGGAUAACUCGGACGAAGACAGUUCUCACUGUGCCAGCAGGACCUGCAAGCCAGGCCAGUUUAGGUGUGACAAUGGCCGCUGUAUCCCUCAGUCCUGGAAGUGUGAUGUCGAUAAUGACUGUGGAGAUUUUUCUGAUGAGCCCAUCAGUGAAUGCAUGAGCUCUGCCCACAGCUGUGACAACCACACAGAGUUCAGCUGUAAGACGAACUACCGAUGCGUCCCGCAGUGGGCCGUGUGCAACGGGGCGGAUGACUGCAGGGACAACAGUGACGAGCAGGGCUGUGAGGCAAUGACAUGCAAUCCUUUGGGGGAUUUCCGCUGUAAGAAUCACCAGUGCGUCCCUCUUCGCUGGAAAUGUGAUGGGUACAAUGACUGUGGAGACAACUCAGAUGAAGAGAACUGCGCUCCCCGGGAGUGCACAGAGAGCGAGUUUCGAUGCGCGGAUCAGCAUUGCAUUCCUUCUCGAUGGGUUUGUGACCAAGACAAUGACUGUGGGGACAACUCGGAUGAGCGGGACUGUGAGCUGAAGACCUGUCAUCCUGAACAUUUUCAGUGUGCCAGUGGACACUGUAUUCCCAGCCAAUUCAAAUGUGAUGGAAGAGCUGACUGUUUGGAUGCCUCUGAUGAGUCCACUUGCCCAACUCGCUUUCCCAAUGGUACAUACUGCCCAGCUGCCAUGUUCGAAUGCAAAAACCAUGUUUGUAUCCAGUCCUUCUGGACCUGUGACGGCAGUGACGACUGUGGCGAUGGUUCUGAUGAAGAACUUCACCUGUGCUUCAAUGUUCCCUGUGAAACACCCCAUCGUUUCCGGUGUGACAAUAGUCGCUGCAUUUAUGCUCAACAACUGUGCAAUGGUGUGGAUGACUGUGGAGAUGGAACCGAUGAGAAAGAGGAGAACUGCAGAAAACCAACCCCGAAACCUUGUACAGAAAAUGAAUUUAAGUGCAGCAAUGGAAAUUGUAUUUCACAGCAGUAUGUAUGUGAUGAUGUUGAUGAUUGUGGUGACCGUUCGGAUGAAACAGGCUGCAAUAUGGGAAAAGAAAGAACAUGUGCUGAAAAUCUAUGUGAACAGAAUUGUACCCAGUUAAGUGAAGGAGGAUUUAUCUGCUCUUGUAGAACUGGGUUCAAAGCUGGUAUUUUGGACAGAAACUCCUGUCAAGACAUCAACGAAUGUGAGCAAUUUGGGGUCUGUCCCCAGAACUGUCAAAAUACCAAGGGAAGUUAUGAGUGUUUCUGUGCAGACGGCUUCAGGUCGAUGAGUGCCCGCUACGGAGAACGGUGUGCAGCUGACGGUGACCCUCCAUUGUUGCUCCUGCCUGAGAAUGUUCGAAUUCGAAAAUACAAUAUGUCAUCUGAGAAGUUCUCAGAGUACCUUGAAGAGGAGGAACGUAUCCAAACUCUUGAUUAUGACUGGGAUCCCGAGGGCAUAGACCUCAGUGUUGUGUAUUAUACUGUAUUGGCACAGGGCUCUGAGUUUGGUGCUAUCAAACGUGCCUACAUCCCCAACUUUGAAUCCGGCAGCAAUAACCCCGUUCAGGAAGUUGACCUGGGCCUGAAAUACGUAAUGCAGCCAGAUGGACUAGCAGUGGACUGGGUUGGAAGGCAUAUUUACUGGUCUGAUGCCAAGAACCAACGAAUUGAAGUGGCGAAGCUUGAUGGAAGGUACAGAAAGUGGCUGAUUUCCACUCAGUUGGACCAGCCCGCUGCCAUCGUUGUGAAUCCCAAACUAGGGCUCAUGUACUGGACUGACCAGGGGAAAGAAUCUAAAAUCGAGUCCGCCUGGAUGAAUGGGGAGCAUCGCAGCAUCCUGGUUUCCGAGGACCUCGGUUGGCCAACUGGCCUUUCUAUUGACUAUCUGAACAAUGACCGGAUCUAUUGGAGUGACUCCAAGGAGGACGUCAUUGAAACCAUAAACUAUGAUGGAACUGAUAGGAGAACCAUUAUAAAAACAGCAUUGAAGCCUUACAGUCUGGACAUCUUUGAAGAUCAGCUAUACUGGGUAUCUAAGGAUAAAGGAGAAGUGUGGAAACAAAAUAAAUUUGGGAAAGGACAGAAAGAGAAAAUGCUGGUCGUGAACCCUUGGCUCACUCAAGUACGGAUCUUUCAUCAACUGAGAUAUAAUCGAUCAGUGUCCAACCCUUGCAAACAGAUCUGCAGCCACCUCUGUCUACUGAGACCUGGAGGAUACAGCUGUGCCUGUCCCCAAGGGUCCAACUUUAUAACAGGGAGCAACACUAUGUGUGAUGCAGCCAUCGAACCUCCUAUCGCCAUGCCCCCCCCAUGCAGGUGUAUGUUCGGAGGAACUUGCUAUUUUGAUGAGAACAACCUCCCCCAAUGCAAGUGUUCUAGUGGCUACACAGGAACUCAUUGUCAAAUUGGGCUUUCGAAAGGCAUCCCUCCAGGAACAACAGCAAUGGCUGCGCUGUUGACAAUCCUCCUGAUCAUCAUAAUUGGAGCUCUGGCAAUUGUAGGAUUUUUCCACUAUAGGAAAACUGGCUCCCUUUUGCCUGCCCUGCCCAAGCUGCCAAGCUUAAGCAGUCUUGUCAAACCCUCUGAAAAUGGAAAUGGGGUGACCUUCAGAUCAGGGGCAGAUGUGAACAUGGAUAUUGGAGUAUCUGAUUUUGGCCCUGAGUCUAUUAUUGACAGAUCAAUGGCAUUGGAUGAACAAUUUGCCAUGGAAAUGGGGAAGCAGCCUGUAAUAUUUGAAAACCCAAUGUACGCAGCCAGAGACGGUGCCGUCCAAGUGGUCCUGCCAUCCCAGAUGACAAUGUCUGGAAAUGUGGAUAAUAAGAAUUAUGGAAGUUCCAUAAACCCUUCUGAGAUAGAGCCAAAACCAACCUCCCCGGAUGCUGAUGGAACUCAGGCUACAAAAUGGAAUAUCUUCAAACGAAAGCCAAAACAAACUACCAACUUUGAAAAUCCGAUCUACGCAGAGAUGGACCCGGAGCAGAAGGAAAGCGUGGCCGUGGCCCCACCUCCAUCUCCUUCUCUCCCUACCAAGACUUCCCCGAAAAAAGACCCAAGUCCAGGCUACACUGCAACAGAGGACACUUUUAAAGACACGGCAAAUCUUGUGAAAGAAGAUUCUGAGGUAUAG